This is a messenger RNA of Xyrauchen texanus (razorback sucker), 5142 nucleotides long. It is a transcript of the gene corin, whose product is annotated as corin, serine peptidase. The transcript is spliced from 23 exons. The record is from RefSeq and is a predicted model, not a curated record. Gene Ontology annotation, cellular component: membrane. Gene Ontology annotation, molecular function: protein binding; serine-type endopeptidase activity. NCBI's taxonomy places the organism in Eukaryota, Metazoa, Chordata, Actinopteri, Cypriniformes, Catostomidae. The coding region runs from base 180 to 3344 and encodes 1054 amino acids. Gene Ontology annotation, biological process: proteolysis; acrosome reaction.
GAGCGCGUGUUGCGCCGGACGCGCGCAGACACGCUCGUGUUCAGACGGACGGUGUUUGUUGGCGGUGGAAGAGGCUCCGCAGAAGUUUCGUUUGAUCAGUCGGUGAUCUGCUGCUGUUACCGGAGGAGCGCGAGCUGAUCUUCAGUCCGUCACCGGUGUGUGUGUCAGAUGAGCUGGUCAUGGGUGAAGCGUUCACACACAAGGAGCGUUGCGGGAAACACCUUCGUCUGCUGCUCUUCAUACUGCUGCCGUGUGUGUGCGGCCUCGUGUGUGUAUGUGUGCUGCUGCUCACGCUCACAGGUUUAUUUGGGAAUGGUCUGCUGGAUGCUGGAGGUUCCAUCGCCAUAGCAACACUUACCCCCCUCACCCUCCUGACUGACGGGCACUUUAACGACACGCUCACCGACCCCAGCCCGUCGAUGGAUGAUAACGGAACUGUGUCAUCAAGGCAGGUCAUCCUUACAAGCCCCGCCCCCCCAGCGUGGGACUCCGCUCAAUGGAUGCCUCGUGCUGAUACCUCUUCUUCCUCCACCUCAGAGGGUUCCUCCACCACGGGCUCUGCGGAGUGGUUGACAGUUGUCUCCACGGCAACAAGCAUGAACGCCGAGUCUGGUUCCUGCUCUGACAUCACAGAGAGUCAGUGUCACAUGUUGCCGUACAAUCAGAGCGGCUUGUUGCCGGGGAUGACGGUCGUCAAGAGCAGUGAGCUGCAGAUGUUCCUAAAGUUCUUCAGUUAUCUGAGUCGCUUGUCCUGCUACAGACACAUCAUGGUGUUUGGAUGCUCCAUCGCACUCCCACAAUGCAUCAGCCAUGGAAACCACAGGACUCUGGUGCUGCCAUGUCAGUCAUUCUGUGAAGCGGCACGUGAAGGUUGUGAACCCGUGCUGCAGAUGUUUAAUGCGUCCUGGCCGGAGUUCCUGCGAUGUUCUCAGUUCACCAAUAACAGCGGAGCAGCUGCCGAGAACACACCAGUGUGUUACACACCGCGACACGCCAGAGGAAAACUCUCAAUGUGCGGAGGAAGUGACAGCUUCCUGUGUGCAAGUGGAAUAUGUGUCCCUCGGAAACUUGUGUGCAACGGAUACAACGACUGUGACGACUGGAGUGAUGAGGCUGAUUGCACCUGUGCAGACGAUCAGUAUCCAUGUUCUACCGGUCGCUGUGUCAGUUCGGAUCUCCUGUGUGAUGGAUACGACGACUGCGGUGAUCUCAGCGAUGAGCAAAACUGUGUGUGUGACCCUGCAAAAGAGCAUCACUGUGGAGGAGGACGCUGUGUUCCUAUAGACUGGCUUUGUGAUGGAGAUCAUGACUGCCUGGACAAAAGUGACGAGCUAAACUGCUCGUGUAAGUCUCAGGGUUUAGUGGAGUGCAGGAAUGGUCAGUGUAUUCCCAGUGCCUUUCGCUGCGAUGGUGAAGAUGACUGUAGAGACGGCAGUGAUGAAGAGAACUGCACACAUCAAAACUCUCAGGGUUUGUGUCCUCCUGGUCAGCCCAGCUGCAUUUCCACGUCCUGCUCAUCUGAUUGUCAUGGAAACGCUACCUGUGACCUCCGCAACACCGGCAGUAACUGCAGUGGCUGUGAGCCCAUCUCUCUGGAGAUCUGUAUGAAUCUACCCUACAACUUCACCAGGUUUCCAAACUAUCUGGGUCACCACUCGCAGAAGGAGACGUCCGUGAGCUGGGAGUCGUCGCUCUUUCCUGCUCUCGUUCAGACCAACUGCUACAAAUAUCUCAUGUUCUUUGCGUGUACAGUGCUGGUGCCAAUGUGUGACCCUAUAACACAGCAGAGAGUGCCACCCUGCAGGUCUCUCUGCCAUAGUUCAAAGGAGCGCUGUGAGUCAGUGCUAGGGAUUGUGGGAUUGCAGUGGCCUGAGGACACAGACUGUGCUCAGUUUCCAGAGGAAGGACAAACAAACACUUCCUGUCUGCUUCCUGACCCCGAUGUGAAUGAGUGUUCUCCCAGUCACUUCAAUUGUCGUUCGGGGAGGUGUGUACUCUCCUCCAAACGCUGUGACGGACACACAGACUGUGAUGAUGAUAGUGAUGAAGAAGCAUGCGGCUGUGUGGAGCGAGGAUUAUGGGAAUGUCCUGGAGACAGAGCCUGCAUCAAUCACAAGAUGAUCUGUGAUGGAUUCCCAGACUGCAGCCUGAUGGAGGACGAGCACAACUGCUCCAUGUGCAGCAGUCAUGAGCUGGAGUGUAGUAAUCAUGAGUGUGUUCAUCGCUCGCUGUGGUGUGAUGGCAGGAAGCAUUGUUCUGACAGCUCUGACGAGUGGAACUGUGUGUCUCUGUCUGAAGGGGGUUUGCUGGUGGUGUAUAAAUCCGGGAUGGAGUAUCAGGUGUGUGCAGAUGGAUGGAGCUCAAACCACAGCAGCAUCACAUGCACACAGAUGGGUUUAGGUUCUCCUCUCUCCACAGAAAUUGUUCAGGACAUGUCGUUGUCUGCUGUUCGGAGGCGCUGGCUCCACAUCAACCCACACUGGAGUGAACACGACAUCAUACCACUGCAGAGCAUGCUGGGAAAGAGAGGGCAGAGCUGUCAAUCACACAAGUCAAUCUCACUGCAGUGUGCUAAAGACGAAUGUGGGCGUCGGCCCGCAGCUCGGCUGGUGAAGAGGAUUCUGGGAGGGCGUACGAGUCGGCCGGGCCGUUGGCCGUGGCAGUGCUCCCUUCAGAGUGACCCGAGCGGACACAUCUGUGGCUGUGUGCUGAUCGGCAGGAAGUGGGCCCUCACGGUAGCGCACUGCUUUGAAGGGCGCGAGAGUGCCGACGUUUGGAAAGUCGUUCUUGGCAUCAAUAAUCUGGAUCACCCGUCUCCGUACAUGCAAACACGGCGAGUCAAAAGCAUCAUCCUUCACUCGCGAUACAAUCGUGCCGUCGUGGACUAUGACAUCAGCGUGGUGGAGCUGGAGUCAGAGGUGGAGGUGACCAGUUAUGUCCGACCCAUCUGUCUACCGGACCGCAGACAACUACCCAAACCUGACAAAUACUGCCACAUCACGGGCUGGGGACACGUGGGCAGCAGAAUGCCGUUUAAGCUGCAGGAGGGCGAGGUGCGCAUCAUUUCUGUCUCUCAGUGUCAGUCGUACUUUGAUAUGAAGACCAUCACAUCACGGAUGCUCUGUGCCGGAUACGAGGCGGGAACCAUCGACUCGUGCAUGGGUGACAGUGGAGGGCCACUGGUCUGUGAGGAAGAUGACGGCCGCUGGUCUCUGUAUGGUUUGACCUCCUGGGGCUCCGUGUGUUUCUCUAAGGUCCUGGGCCCUGGUGUCUAUGCAAAUGUCACUCACUUCACUGAGUGGAUCGAGAGACAGAUUUACCUGCGCACAUUUCAGCUGCUGUAGGUUGAACACACACACACACACACACACAGCUGGAGAUGAGCUGCUCUCUCACCUGCAGAGUGGAAAACGAAUCUGUGAAUGAACUUCACUGAUCAUCCCAGCAAGAUAAGUGUGUGUGUGUGUGUGUGUGUGUAUUACAUUGUGUCCUAACCAGACGUGAUGUCACAACACUGAGAUAAACACACUGUUCUGAUGUUAUUCAUGUGGAGGAGGUCCUCACCGCUUCACCCAGUGUUACUCGUUGGUUUAAUGGUGUCUGUUUCACAGAUCGCGUGUGUGUGCAGCAUCAUCAGUGUAACUGCAGAUCUAUUCACAAUAUAUAACGAUUUAUUCAUAAUUAUCAUAAAUGAUCAAGUGGUUAUCAGGAGUGGCUCAUUGAGAAUUAUUACAAACUUGAUCACAAUAAAAUCUAAUUUACAUGUAGAGAAGGGUCAAAUUUACACCCAAAUGAUAUGUGUGUGUGUAGCGUGUGUGUGUGUGUGUAGCGUGUGAGUGUAGCGUGUGAGUGUAGCGUGUGAGUGUAUGUGUGUGUGUGUGUGUGUGUGUGUGUAGCGUGAGUGUGUGUGUAGCAUGUGUAGCGUGUGAGUGUAGCGUGUGUAGCGUGUGAGUGUAGCCUGUGAGUGGGUGUAGCGUGUGUGUGUAGCGUGUGAGUGUGUGUGUAGCGUGUGAGUGUGUGUGUGUAGCGUGUGUAGCGUGUGAGUGUAGCGUGUGAGUGUGUGUAGCGUGUGAGUGUGUGUGUGUAGCGUGUGAGUGUGUGUGUGUAGCGUGUGAGUGUGUGUGUAGCAUGUGAGUGUGUGUAGCGUGUGAGUGUGUGUGUGUAGCGUGUGAGAGUGUGUGUGUGUAGUGUGUGUAGCGUGUGAGUGUAGCGUGUGAGUGUGUGUGUGUAGUGUGUGAGUGUGUGUAGUGUGUGAGUGUGUGUGUGUAGCGUGUGUAGCGUGUGAGUGUAGCGUGUAGCGUGUGAGUGUGAGUAGCGUGUGAGUGUGUGUGUGUAGCCUGUGAGUGGGUGUAGCGUGUGUGUGUGUAGCGUGUGUGACUUGCAUCUAGACUGACAGACGUCUGUUUUCAGUGGGUGAGUAGUUCUUGACAGUAUUUUAUAUUGCUUAAUGAAAGCCUAUAUUGUGUUUAAUUAGUACAUUUUAAAUGUGUAUUCUGCUAGAAUCAGUGUUCAGUGUGAUGCAGAAAUGAAUAUAGUGUCCAUCGCUGCAGGCGUGUGAAACAGUGUUCUUUUACCGCUCAUCACUUUUCCCACAGCAUUUCCUCUGCUGCUAUUGGUGGGUUCUGUAAGAGGCGGGACUGUUGAAACCUCUCAACCAAUGAUAUUCUCUCUUUAGUGUUGUUGAUGACAUCAUUGCUUCUUGUGUUCUCAUGUGGGUCUCUGGUGUGUUAUCAGUGUUAUUGUCAUAUUCACACAGUUCUCGUGAAUGCUUCAUAAGAAUGUAUCAAUUCUGCAUUUAAGUGCAACAUUCCGUCUGUUUGUAUUUUUUAAAGAAUAUUUUUCUACAAUUUUUGUGCACAUAAAGCUGUAAAUCUGAACUGUGAUGUACUAUGUUUUUAAUGCUCUGUAAAUAUAUUACACAUGUAUGUAAAAAUAUAAAUGCACAUUAAAGAUUCCUAUCUAGUAAACGAAUCCUUCUUUGUUCAGUCUGUAAAGACCCGUCUGUCACGCAUCAGUUUUCAUUUCAAAUCUUUUAACGUUAUCUAGUUCUAACAAAAAAUAAGAUCUGUGCCUUUAUUGCUUUAUCGACAGUGUUUGUGUUAUAAUGUUUCUUUAAAUGUGUGUUCCAGUGAGACCCUUAUA